AUGGUGAAAAUUCAUACACUUACUCUGCUCAUUCUUGUUGGUAUCUUAUUAUGUUUUUGUACAGAUUCCACCAAUGGAGUCGUGAAAAAAGUUGUUCAGUAUGCAUUUCGAUAUCAGGCACUUCAAGCAGCUAAAAGGCACUUUAAAAUCCCACGUGGUCAACAACCAAUAAAUACAGUCAAAGUUCCGGAGAGAAAUUCUAGAGAAAUGCUACGACAAUAUAAUUACAUAAAUAAUCAAGGAAAACCAAUUUCUAUUCGGCAAGAUAAUCCUCGAAAGUAUGGACAUCCACAAGGACAUGGAGAUCAAGGACCUCAUUUCAAUGCUGGUCCUACUGGAAGUAAACUUGAAAAACAUUUUAAUUUUGAUAAAUUCAACAAAAAUAAAGGAUAA
This is a messenger RNA of Adineta steineri, 393 nucleotides long. Lineage: Eukaryota; Metazoa; Rotifera; Eurotatoria; Adinetida; Adinetidae. The record is from the annotation of a GenBank genome assembly.